AUUCAGCGAGGACGCCUCCCUCCCUUCAUACAUAAUGAGUGUGUUGGUCCGUCCCCUCCCUCCUCCCCCGUGUGUCGAGGACUCGACUGUCAGACCUCAGACCCCUUCACGCAGAGCAGACGGAGAGUUCACUGAGGGGAAAACGGGAGGAAAUCUGUCUGUUAUUUAAUGGUUUGGACUCCUCUGCGGAGAGAUGAGACUGAAGAUCAGCGGCUACUGAAACAACAAACAGACAUGGACAAACAGAAAGUGCUGGCCAAGCUGUUCUGGGACCUGCAGUCCUUCCUGUCUGUUCUGGACUCAGAGAACCUGAGUUACAUCGCUCAGGCUCAGAAGAAAUCCAUCUCAGAGCUGCUCUGUAAACUGCAGACACAGGACACGCCGGUGGAAGACGCUGAGUACAUGAUCAUGAGCUGUCCGUCGUCGUCUCCUAGCAACGAGCUGACAGACACACCUGGGCCAGAAGGUGUCCAGUCCCCUGAGCUGGUCUCAAAGCAGGACUCAUCUCUCUGGCUGAGUAAUGGGGGCCCCGCGGUGCCGCCCCACCCGCCGGGAGGUCUAGGAGGUGACGAGGAGGAAGAUACCUACGAGGAGGCAGAACCCUACCUACCCGCUGACACAACCGUGUCGAACACUGAGAAGGCGGAGUCAGACAGCAGUCACUACGAGUCGUACGGCGAGGAAGAUGACGAUGACGAGGGGGAGGAGCUCGUGAAGGACAGGGCUCACUACAUCCGGUGGAGCGCCUCUCAGCCCUGCCUAAGGCCCGCCCCCGAGUCCCGCCUCUGUGGCUACCUGUGGAGGAGGAAGUGGCUCGGCCAGUGGACCAAACAGCUGUUCAUCAUCAAGAACACCUCGCUGCUGUGCUACAAGUGUGCUCAGGACCUGCUGCCUCAGCUGGAGCUGAGCCUGCGCGGCUGUCAGCUCGUCUACAAGUCAAAGAACAACGCCAAGAUCCAGCACCAGCUCAAACUGGUUCUGCUGGGCUCGGAGACACUGGUGCUGGGCUACAGCACCUUCCAGCAGGCCGACGAGUGGAGGAAGGUGAUAGAGGAGGUGAGUGCCGGAGGUGAAGUGGACACUCAGAGUUCAUCGUCUCUGAUCAGAUCAGAUCGGAGGCUGUCCUGCAGGUCCAGCACAGUCCAGACUGACUCUGAGGAGGAGAAACCUUCAGCUCGCUGCAGCCUCAACAAAGACAAAGGUUUCCUGAACGUGCUGAUGAACUGCCAGUGGCAGAGUUUACUGUGCCAGGUGGAGGCCGGUCUCCUCAACAUGUUCGGAGGUGAGGAGGAGGAGAAGGAGGAGCGGGACGAGGAAGGGGGCCUGAAGAGGGAGCGAUCUCCUCAGUACACCGUCCAGCUCAGAGGGUGCGAGGUCCGCGCCGGGCCCGACACCGACCACUCCUACAGGAUCUCACUGAGCGCGCUCGGUGAUCAGGUCGCUGUGCUGGAGGUCAGUAGUGCGGAGGAAAAGGAGCGGUGGUUGCGGCUGCUGCAGGACGGAGCCGCCAACCACAGUCACCGCGACGGCGACGCGCGGGAGGACGCAGGCGGAGCUCUCAGUGGGCUGCAGACUCGGAGGUUUCCCACCUCCAACACCUACAUGGACGACCCCUUCCAUCUGAGUGGAACAGGCCGAGACCAGCCCAUCUACUCCAACACCUCCAUGCUGGAGCACAUGAUCCACAGCUCUCAGGAUUCAGUUCGCUGCAGCUCGCUGUCGUCCAAAGACUCGGCGACCUACAGCAACACCGUCUUCACCAGCCACGACAGGAAGGCGGGUGAGGGUGAGCGAGGCGUUCAGAAGCUGGAGCUGACCGGGAAGAGGACGGUGCAGCUGAGGGCGGGCUCGGAGAUCAACCUGGCGUCGGCCGGGAAGCAAAACAAACGCACCUCUUUCAGACAGUCGCUGGCCGUCUGCACUGAGCGCGCUCAGGCGGGUUUCCUGAACCCUCUGCUGCGACGGACGGCGUCGGCUAAAAACUCUCUGAGACGAGCUCCUUCAGCGCUGUUCAUCGAACACGGGAAGGUUUUCCAGAGGAGGAAGGAAUGGGAAACCAAAGCUGCCGCUUAACGCCAGCUGUCCGAUCUUCACACCCCAGCCGCUGACUGCCGACCCUUCUGAACUCCACCGUGGAUUUCAUUUCAACUGACAAACUAUGAACUUUUUUUUUUUUCUUAAAUCUAAUUUGUUGUUUUUUUAUAACAGAAAAUCCAAAUGUUGAAGAAACGGGCGAAUCCGUCAGGAGGAACGACAUCGCCGCUCCACAUCGAAUACUUUGAUUAUCACUUCCUGUUGGUUUAGUGCUGAGCCUCGACCAGACGCUCUAUCGCCAAAUGUGUCGGCUAAACCAGGAAAAGCGUGUCGUCACUCUAAAGCUUAAUUUAGACUUUCCCGCAAUCACGUGGCAGCGAGGGUCAGGUGACGUAAGGGUCGUCAGCCUCACAUGUUCACCAGCAGCCCACAACUUACCGCAUGACCCUGAGGACUGCAUGAACCGGACGUUUGCCACCAUACGUGCGAACGAGUCCGUAUACGCAGACGCCCUGUUAGGUAGAAACAGAACCCAGUCAUGUUCCUGGACGUCAUCCGCAUCUCCAAAGUUGUGUUGAGCAGUUUUCUCUAGAUUGCUCCAGACCAGCUGACAUAAACCGAACACGCACACAAAAGCAAUGACAGUAGCGUACAGAACGCCCUCUUCAGUUUACUUGUUAACCACUAACCUGGGUGGAUUUUUGUCCAGUCAAAGGCUUUUUUAUGUCAAUAAACAACAUUUUAGUUGGCAACGGGAUCCACGGAUGGACCGUGAGGCUGAGCUCCCGGGCACAGAUGUGUAAAAGCCUCCUCGAAGCUUUGCGUCUCUUUGUCUUUAUUUUGUGUCUCCUUGUGAUCGUUUUGUAUCCGUUUGUGGUCCCUCCGUGGCUCUUUGUAGUUGUUUAGGUCUGCGGGCCCCUGAGACUUUGGGCUCCUGGGCCUGUACCCGUUAGGCCUGUUCGGUAAUCCGCAGGCAAACAGGACAACACGCCGGCCGUAGCGGCAUGCUGGUGAGCGGUGAGCAGUUUGCUCCGAUCUUCUCCAAAUGAGCAGUCGUCUCCCGCUUCCUGCCCAAACCUGGGUGUGUUCGGUGCGAAAAGGUUGUGCAGGUUUUCUGUUACAGAGAAAUAUUUUGCACACAACUUUAGCGGCAGCCUCUGAGAUGUGUUUGGUCCUGUUCGGUGGGUGGGUCAGGAUUUCCGUAACUCUGUCACAUUGAGAUGGAAAUACUUUGUGUAAAACUCUUCCUUCGACUCUGGUAUCUUCUCUGUUCAGUGUGAUCACGCACCGUCGUGAAUUUCAGGCAGCACAUUUGUUUGACUUUCCAUUGUGUUUAAUCCCACGUGGUUUGUUAUUUGAUGUAACUGUGUGUUAUAACUGAAAAAGUUUUGUAUCUGUUCUCCUCACGAUAAGCACAAUGUUAUUACACACACGUGACUAGGAAUCACAGACGAUUUACGUUUAUUACCAUGACGGUCACUUAUUUGCAUGGUUUUUCUAUUUACUGAAUUUUAUAAUCUCAGGAGGAUGUAAAAUGAUACUGUAACAUUAAAAACUGAAUUUACAACUUAUCAUCAUUUAGCUUUUACUUGUAGAGUUUUGAAAUGUUGCGUCACACGCGGCAACUACAGCAGAGAAAACAAGUCAGAUGUGAGUUUUUUAGAUCAUCCACUGCAGUUUUAAUCACGUCAAAUAAUGUCAAAUGAUGAUAAUAAGUAAUAUGACCUCUCGUCACUGAUCAGCAUCAGGAGCAUUGAUUGUACUUCAAGAAAAAAGAGAAAUGGGUAACACUUAAUUCUAAGUCCCUUCAUUUAGCGUUUAUAAACACUAUAUAAACAUGUGAUUGAAUGUAAAGUAUGAGGGUAUGAGGGUUUGUUAAGGUCCAGUGUUUGUUCUACAUAUUUUAUGUGAUUCCAUCCUGAUCAGUUGCAGCUUACCUGUGCAUCCAGCAGCCUCCGCCGACGGAGGAGCUGGAGCCGGUGACAGAGACGCUGAUAAACACUGAGAUCUGGUCCCAGCCGCAUCAGAGUCUGUCAGGAACCGGUUACUACAUCUUUAUACACUGGUUAUAAACGUGGAAUCGAGGGACUUAGAGUCUUACUGGUAAAUGUCCUCGUCUGAAACGAUCCAGAUGCAUUUUAAUAUUUGCAUAAUAUUGGUAGUUGGAUAAUUGUAACUUGAGCAUAAUCGAAUGAGGUCAGGCAACUAAACCGGCUGUACUUUUUCUCACUAGUGAACUGUUAUGUACUUCAUACUUCAAUGUUUUAUUUAUCUCGAUGGUUUCUUGUUGCCAUAUUUUUUUUAAUAUGUUUCUUGUUUUAUAUGUCACACGUUCUUGUGCUGUGUUUGUAUUUGGUGAGUUAAAAAGACAAACAUUUCCUCUCCUGCAGACAAUAAAGUUGUUUUCUGUUCCCUUCUCAAACUAUGAAACGCUCAGUCGAUAUUGGGACGUUGGGUGCGCCCUGGCAGCCGAUUGGUGGAGCUGUUUGCCGCAUGACUGUUACAGGCGUGGCUCAACCCCUGGUCAGCGGACCCCGGUGUCCAAACCGCCGUCUCCCCCUACGUUUCCCAUCCGGAACAAAAACCACUCCUUAUAACGUCAGAACCUGCCUGAGAAUCAUCUGGUUUUAAAGUUUUCUUCACUGUGAAAGUGAUUGAUUGACAGUUGUCUUUGUUUCCAAUGGCACAUAACAAAAAGGAAGUGCUAACAGUGAAUUCGGCGUAGUUGAUUUUCAAUAAUGUCAACAAAUAAAGUAUAAAAAAUGUAGGCUAAAACAUUAUAC
Molecule: messenger RNA, 4817 nt
Organism: Xiphias gladius (swordfish)
Lineage: Eukaryota; Metazoa; Chordata; Actinopteri; Istiophoriformes; Xiphiidae
Product: actin filament-associated protein 1-like 2
Exons: 16
Coding region: 169-2073 (634 amino acids)
Biological process (GO): inflammatory response; positive regulation of interleukin-8 production; regulation of mitotic cell cycle
Cellular component (GO): cytosol
Molecular function (GO): SH3 domain binding; SH2 domain binding
Source: RefSeq, a predicted model, not a curated record